Molecule: messenger RNA, 1575 nt
Organism: Danaus chrysippus (African queen)
Lineage: Eukaryota; Metazoa; Arthropoda; Insecta; Lepidoptera; Nymphalidae
Source: the annotation of a GenBank genome assembly
AUGAUGGCGUUAGAUAAUACUACAAAACCGCCGCCGAAACCACCAAAACGAUGUGAGAUUUUCCGAUGUCGAAUUGUUUGUUUCGAAAUUCCAUAUUUUGGAGAAAAUGAGGAUCAGAUUAUUAAAGCUGUUGCGGCAGCUGAUAUGACUUGUGAAGACAUCGCUGUCGAAUUAAAUGAACCCACAUUCCAAGAUUCAAUAUUACCAGAAUUUUGGCUGUAUAAAAUGCGUUCUAAAGUCAGUGAAAUGGCUAUUAUUGGGGGCAAUAUCAAUUAUAUAACACCACAAGCUUUCUUGAGUCCUUUCAGUAAUAAUCUUAAAGUUUUGAUAUUAGAACAACUAAAAUUAAUCUCGUGGGACACUUAUAUACCUCGUAUUGCAUUACAAGAAAACUACUGGCACUGUGAUUGUUUAAAUAUCCAUUUAAGAUCGAUUCAAGAGUCAGGGCUUCUCAUUACUGAUCCAUUAUGCCACUAUCCAGAGCGAAUACGAGGAAUGACGUUUUCAAAUUUUGAAAAACGUUGUAAGAGUGAAAAACUCCACGAAGCUGAUAAAUCUGUUUCCCUGCAACCAAUGAAAAAUAUAUCAUUUACAUUAUACACAAAUGAACUUUGUACUGAUAAAAAUGUAUCCUUCUACGCAUCUGAGAGUAUAAACAUAAUCACACCAUCAAGAAGUCAUAGAUGUAAAUUCAAUAGGAUGGCUGAUCUGGGUAUUAAUAUUGAAGCAACCCCAACUUAUUCCUACGUAUGGACAACCAAACAAUGGAUAACGCCAGUAUUUUUUAUGGAACAGAGUCCUUAUACGAUGCUGGAAUUAGAAGCCCUUGAACAACCCGGAAUUGGCCUGGUCUGGUAUCAAUCUUCUUGUUAUACAGACAUAUAUUGUGUUAAUAGGAUUCCAAACGUUCUAAAAGUUUUUAAUGUUAAUUCCGGAGCGCGGUAUACUUUUUGUCCUUUCAAUACAACAGCUGGAAUGAUUGUUCAGUCCGAAUGUUUAUUUUAUGACUUAGGAAGCUUCGGAAGGAAAGAAUAUUUAAAUAUCGUAACCUAUCUGUGCAUAUCUUUAGGAUGUCUUACUUUUGGUGCUGUGUGCGUUUACGCUAUCAUUUUUAAAAAUCCUUCCCUUUUAAGAGCGAAUAAAAGAGUUUUAUUUGUAAAACAUAGAUCUAUUGAAGCUCUUAUUCUGCCUCCUUCGGUGCCUUUGAGGAAAAACCUAAUCCAUGAAUCAGAUAAUUUUGUGAAGCACUAUAUAAAAAAUCAGAACAUUUUUGUUUUGCCGGGAUUGGGAAUAAAUACACCAAAUUUUAUAAGAUCGACGUCAUCUAUGAGAAGCAUUGUAAGUGAUGAUGGAAGUUAUAUAUCAGCAUUACAGCCAACCGAGGAACAACUUAAGGAAUGGCGAGCUAAUCAAAAUAUAAACCAAUGUGAUAAUGGCCCCAGUUCUGGCUUCGAUACACCUUUUUCCAGUUUUUACGACUACGAAUCUUUUCCCUAUUACACUGUACAUAGCAGUCAAAGAGUGUAUGAAGUUCCCAAAGAAUAUAACAACAAUAAUUUCGAAAAGUUCAAUUAA